Tetrahymena thermophila SB210 is the source of this 5379-nucleotide messenger RNA. Its product is annotated as transmembrane protein, putative. The record is from RefSeq and is a predicted model, not a curated record. Lineage: Eukaryota; Ciliophora; Oligohymenophorea; Hymenostomatida; Tetrahymenidae. The transcript has 5 exons.
AUGAAAGAGCAAAGGAGUUAACAAGGCAAAACAUAAAAGAACUCAUAAAAUUUUUUAAAGAAGAAAUGUGUAGAUUUUUUUGUUGAGUAAUCUCAUACUUAUUUAGAUUCCUUUGAUAGACCACUAUUUUUAAGUUUGAUUCUACUACUCAUGCGCUAAGCAUCAGUGGUCUUUUUUAAUUUUAAUGCUAAAUAUUAUGAACACAGUAGCAAUUAUUAACAAUCUAGUAAUAAAUUUACUAAGCUAUUUAUUGUAGGAGAAUGGCCAAGUGGCUUGACAAGCUUUUUAAUAUAUAUUAUAUUGAUCUUAAACAUUUUAUUACUAAUUAUUAUUGUCUCCACUUUAUUAUUCUACUUUUUUGAAGUCAAGAUAAAGGCAUAUCGUUUUAUCUCAUUUUUGCUUAAGGUAUAUCCCUAUAGUAUAUUUAUAGCCUCUAUUUAUAUAAAUCUACAAGCUGAAAAUGGAAUAUUCAUUUUAUAAGUAAUAAACGUAGUUCUUACAAUUAUAAUAGAAUUAGCAAUUAUAUUGAGCGAUUAUGACCAUAGAUUCACUAUUAAAGAUUAUCUUUCUAAAAAAAGCUUUAAGAUUGAAAUUAUCCUAUUUUUUUUGCAAAUUUUAGUAUCCUUUUUAUCAAUAUACUCAAAUUAUUAGAUUCUCCCUUUUUUUGCUCUAAUAUACAAUUUAGUAAAUCUGCUUUGUCAAUUUUUCUACCAUCCUUUAAACGAUUUUUAUGCUUAGUCAGUCGAUACUGGAUUAACUACUUCGAAUGUGUAUAUAUCAAUUGUAAUUAUUAUACUUUAGCAAAUAGAGUCAUAAAUUGAUUUUAUAGUUAUUUAUUUAUGCUGUAUCCCUCUAACUUUUUGUGCAGGGAUAGUUAUUCAUGCUCUUAAAAUCAAUCAAAUUUCUUAAUUAAAUUUCACCAUAAAACAAAAUUUACUAUAAAAAUCUCACAUUAGUGAUUCUUAUAUGCAAAAUAUGGAUUUACACCUAAGAUAUGUAUACUAAAACAUUAAUUGCUCUCUCAAAAAUUUUAUUUCUUCUACAAAAACAUUUGUUUUAACUGAAAUAAUUGCAGAACAUCAUCAAUAGUGCUAUUAAUAUCCUAAAUGCUUUUGCGAGAAUCAAAUUGACAAACAAAGCAUGAAUAAUAAUGAUUUACUAGAUGAAGAAAGUAGAAAAUAAUAUCUUCUUUAUUAUAUUUUGGAAGGUUACAGAAAAAUAAUUGAAAAAAACAAAAAUUAACUAAAUCAAUUUUAUUUUAGCUAUUUAGCUUUCUUGAUUAAUGCCUUUGAAAACCAAACCAUGUUUUUUAGAGAAAUCUUACAGAUUAAGAAUAAAUUGAAUAAUAAAGCUUCAUUAAUUUAAAGAUAGCAGUUACACUAUUUUACUUAGCUAGCUUCUGUAGAAUUUAAGCUAGACGCAUAAAAAAUUUAGAAUAUAGAAUAACCAAAGAUAAUGAAUGUCAUUCGCUUUGAUGAGUUGAUAGAAGAAUGCUCGGAGAUAUAUAAAAAUUGCUUGAGCAAGAAAUACCUUCUUCUUACUUUGAUGAGUCAGGAAUUUAUUGAUUUGACAUAAAUUGAAUUUUAAACAAAAGAUUUACAAAAGGAUAGACAUAAUUUACAACAAUAUUUGAUAAACAUAUUUAAUAUAAAUUGUUUAAGUAUUCCUUUACAGAUUCUUUGUGAAGGAUUUGAAGAAUGUUUAACUUUUGAUAGAUACUUUACAAGAUUGUAUUAGAAAGAACGUAAAAAUGGAAAUGGGUAUAAAAAUCAUGUUUAUUUUUAUUCAGAUGAUUCAACAGCUGUCUACGUAUCCAUGCUAUCAGAUGUUGGCAAAAUAGUCAAAGUAGCAAAAAAUUUUUGUGAUGUGGUUCCUGUCGCAUAAAACAAUGCGUAAGUAAUAGGGAAAGAUUUAGGUUUUAUAAUGCCUAAUUAAAUUGCGCAAGUUCACUAAAAUAUUCUGAUAGACUGCCUUGAAAAAAAGAAGCUGAAUGAAGAAAUAAAAGAAUUUCCUCUAUUGUUAGGAAAAGAUAAGGAUGGCUGGUCUAUCCCUUUCAGAUUAAAAAUUUAAAUGUGCAUGAUAGGGAAUGACGAAUUAGGUGCAUGUGGCUGGUUACAAUAAAUUAUUAAUGAUAGUAUAUAUUUAAUGAGCUCUUCACUCUAACAAAAUUUAUAAAUUUGUUUAUUAGAUCGCUAAUUUUAUGAAACAAUAUUUUCUGAUCACAUUAAAUAAAGUGAAUUGAAGCUAAUUAAAUUAUCAAAUAUCAUUAUUAUGCUCAAGCAAAUAGUAGAAAAAGGUGUGCCUGGAAAAAUCUAUGAGGCAAUUGUUGUUUAGCCAGGAUCAUUAAACGAAGCUCUAAUUGAAAGAGAUAAAUUUGAUGAAAAUUUAUUUUCUAAUCUGAUUCAUAUGAAUUUAUUUUAAAUAAAAUUUGCUUUUUAUCCUAAUAACAAUCAUUUUUAUUCAUUUGUUUAAUAUUAAGUAAUCGCUUUGAGACCUUUAAUUUAAGUUAAGCAAAAAAAAGACGCAAUAAGAAAUUUUUAAUUAUAAAUACUUGAAUUUAUGGACGCUGAAUUUAUCAAAGCAACUUUUGACGCUGGGCUUAGAUUGUUAAAUAUGAAUUCAGAACAUUAUAUUUCUAUACCACAUUUAGCUUCUAAAACAAGCAUAUAUAAAUAAAAUUUUGAAGAGUUUGAUGCUUCCAACGAGGAUGAUACUACUUAAAAUAAGAAUGAUUCUUAUUACUAGAAAAUAAGCUUUGUUGACUUGAAUUAAAAAGAUUCACCAAUUCUAAAAGGCAAAAGAAGUAGUUCUAAAAUUUAUUAAGAGGAUUCCCAUAAAAAACUUUUGUUUUAGGAUAAUCAUUUUAUUAAUUAAACAAAGUAAUUUUCUUUAACUAAAAUUCAAUAUGCAGAUUAAAAUUCAAAAGCUUUAGUUAAUAAGCUCAACUCUGAAAAAUCCAUUCAAUCCACUACUAUCCAACAUGCAAAGAAAACAAAUGAUAUAGAAAAUGAUUUUCUUGUCAAUUUAGAUUCAAAUCGUAGUAUCUAGAUUUUGAGCAAUGAGACAGGAAUUUGCUUUUCUCCAUUAUCUACCAACAGAAAGACAUAAAAUAAUCUAUUUGAUUCACAAAAGCAAAUUCUAUAUAAAGGAGAAAAUAAAAUUCUUAGUAAACCAAUAAUGGAAUAUUCUGUAGAAGAUGAUUACAGCCCAUAAAAAAUAUAAAACUUUUUUCAUUCUUCUAAAAAAAUGGAAGUUUCCAUUUCUGAUAAGUUAAAAGUAGUAACUUAAAAUUUAAUUAAUCUUAAAAACCAUUCAGAAAAUUAACUAUCUAAUGAUAAAAAAUCAUCAUAAGACUAAGACAAAAAUAAUUAAAACGCUAAAGAUGAUAAAGACAACAAUAGCACUCAAUCCAGCUAGUAUUCCAAAUCAUCUUCUAUGUAACAAAUAAUGCAGACUAUUCGAUCCAAAUAAUCCUCAAGUGGAUUAAAAUUAAUAAACUUUUUAGGGAUAUUUUCAUUGAUUACAAUAUUUGUACUAAAUUUUGUUUGCUACUAUAGCUAAACAAUCGAAUAAAAUAGAUAGAGAAAGAAUUUUAAUGAAAUAUUCUGGGUUUAUUAAGUUAAGAGAUUUUCUCUACUUGUAUUUGGCAAUUAAAUUUACCUGCUAAGUAUUCUUUCUAAAAUGUAUUAUCUCCCGACAUUAUACGAUUAGAAAUAUUCAUAUGGUCUUGUCCUGUAUACAAAUAAGUAUAUGAAUUCGGCUUACAAAAAUCUAACAAUAGAAAUGUAUGAAGGAGAUCCAUCAUAGAUAGAUGUCUUCAAUAUUGUAGAUAAUUAUUAAAUAAAUCAUACAAUACCAAAUACAAUGAAUCCUUUAUAGUAUACAAAUACGACUACCUAACUCUCUUACCUGAUAAAUUAUUUUAAUAACUAUGUUUUUUAUAUGACAAGCCUUAUAGAUACUUAGCAAUAUAAUUUUAAGGCAGGUCAAAUAAAUUCUGAUAGAAUAUAUUCAGCUCUUGAUGAAGUUUAUGCUUAAAAUAAUGACAUUUUUUAAAAUUACUAAGAUCACAGCAAAUACUUGAUUUAAAUGCAAUUAAUUUUGAUAACUGUAGUUACUCUCAUUUUCUCUCUUUCUAUCAUACCAAUAUAUGCUUACAGUUAAAUAUAAAGAGAAAAAAUUCUUAGACUGUUUGCAACAGUUCCUCCUGAUAAAAUAUAUUUGAUGAUAAAAUCCUUAAACAAGUAUUAUGAAAAGUAAGAACAUUCAGAUUAAAUGAGAAAAAAUAAGUAAAAUGUGGGAAGAUUUUUUACUAUAAAUAUUUAAAAUAAUUACACAAGAAAUUUUACUUAAGCUUAAAGCUAAGCUUAAAGUAAAAGCAUAGGUUAAAAAAGUUAGUAAGGUAUCUAAAAUAAUAUUUUCUCAACAAAUACAGUUGGCAUUAGAGAUUUCAAAAAAAAGAAAAACCUAAGCAGAACUAAUAAAAUAUCUAGGUUUAACUGUAAGAUUAACAUAGGAAUACUUAUAUGCUUAGUUCUAAACUAAUUUUAUCCUAUCUCUAACUAUGUCAUUACACAAAUUUAAAUAGAGAGUUUCAGAAAAAACCUUUAGUUUUUAACAACUUUUAACUCUUAUUAUGACAAUAUCACCUAACUAAUGAAUCUCAAAUACAUGCUAAGCUUCUAUCUUUUAUAUCCUUAAACUCUCAAAGCAACACUACAGGAUUUAGUUUAGAAAUCAAAUUUAGCUAGAAGUCAAACAAGUAAUCUUCUAAAUAGUUUAAUUGGAUCUCUAUCUGAGUUUGAAAGCUAUGAUGGUUAUGCUUAACAAGCAUACUAAAGCUAUCUCUACCCAAUUUUUAAUUAGAAUAUAUGCACAACAAUUUUUGAUCCAGAGCAAAACUAUAUAGAGCAAGUUUAAAUAGAUCCUAUUAAAUGCAAAUCAUUAGGUAAUGGUAUUUACUAAAAAGGACUAUUGAUGUCUUUUAAGUAUAUCAACUAAAUUUUUGAUACUUUUUACUCAGCUGCACUUUCAAAUAAUAUAAAAGUAUUUAUGAAUACUCUUAAUUCAAUGCAGUAAGAUUCAAAAAUAUAUUAAGAGUAUGAGUUCUUACAGUAUUCUCUACUUAUUAACAAAGUUGUUCAUUAAUUUGUUCUAUAAACAUAUUAGUUAUAAUUUGAUUAUAAUUUUAAUCUCUCUCUAAUCAUAAUAACUAUACAAUUUGUUAUUAUAAUAUUAGUAUCCCUGCUAGGUUGGAGAGGUUUCUUUACCUAUAUUAAUAACAAAUCUUAUUAAACUAAGCAGCUCCUAGAUCUAAUAGAUAUAAAUGUAUUGCUUGAUAACCCUUAUGUUAAAUCUUAUUUUAAAAAAAGUAUAUGA